GGCGGCGGCAUGGCGGCAGCGGCGGCCCGGCGGCGGGCGGCGGCGGCGCGGCGCGGCUGAGGAUGAUCUCGCGAUACGCGCGGAAGCCGGUGCCCCCCGGCGCCCCGGAGAUAAAAGGACUUCCAAAACAUGCCUUGCGGCAUCAUCCGCCACCAGAACCACGAGCUGAGGUGUGCCCAGCCGUGCUCACGGCUGAAAACUAUGGCAAGAUCUCAAGGGAGUCUGAAAUCUGGAAGGAGUCAGAUUACCCUUCUGUUACUCCAGCUGAUGAUGGGAAUUCAGGUUCUGCUGGUCAGAGUUACGCUGACACUUCCACCGAAGACAGCUCAGUCUUCUCUUGGGGCUAUGAUGAAUUUGAUAAAGCUGCCACACAACAAGUUCAGCAAAUGUUCAGGCAGAUUGAUGAGCUUCUCUAUGAGCAGAAAGAAAAUGCGCAUGUUGAGGGACUGCGGGAAGAAUGCCACCAGUGGACAUCCAACUUUCCUCAUCUCAGGGUUGUGGGGAAGCAGAUAGUGAUCCCCACAGAUGAAGGGUAUGGAUGGUAUUCAAGUUCACCUUCUGGCAGUUUAGGUUCUUCAGAUGUAAGUUCACCACAAGAAAAAGAUUCUAAUGAAUUUAGUGUUUUUGGCAAGAAGGUACCUCUUUCUGUUACUCCUGUUCACAAAAAGACUGACCGUUCCAAGUCUCCGACCUUGUGUUCUCCGGAGAGCGAAGAAGGAGAUGGAGUAAUUGUCUCUGAAGGCAUAAUGGAGGAAUAUUUAGCAUUUGACCGCAGAGAUGUGGAGGAGGAGUUGCAUGAAAGGAAAAUGGGAUUGUCCUCUGGUAGACGGAAAUUGCGGUUUCCUCCUAUCUCUCCAUAUUCCUGCAUGAAGGAUUCUGUGCUUACAUUUGUGUUUGAUGAUGUGUGGAGUGAAGUCCUGGGCUGCAUGGAAGAAUUAAUCUGCAGACACUGGGAAGGGUCAGCCUCUGAUGAUGAGAAAAACAUCAUAACAGUAGAAACAAUCAGAGCAGAUGCCAGAAGCCCUUUGCAGUUUGAUCCUCUGCCAGUGUUAUUACCCCAUGUGCCACAAGCUAAAAUGCCCUCAGUGACAUCAAAUCUGUGCCCAAAACCCAGAUGCGGCCGCAAAAGCAAAAAGAGGAGAAAAACACCUCAAGUAAGUCUCUCUCAAGGGUCCAGCAGUGGCUCUCAACGUAAUCUAAAUGGCCUGAUGGUGAUACAUGGGAUCCAGUUACAGCAAAGAAAUCUGCCUGUAAAGGAGAAAACACUUGACCUGGAUGACAAACGGCCAGGCUCCAGUUCCAUCCUCUCUACCAGAGUGUGGCCAAGUCGUCCUCUAGAGCUCAGCACAUCAUCCCUGUCACGUUCCACAAGAAGGCGAAACCCACCACCACGUACCCUGCAUCCCAUCAACAGAAGCCACUCUGGUACUGGGACCCCAGGGUCUGUGGAUGAUGUCUUCAGGGGAACUCGAUUUCCAACUGCACAUGAGCAGCUGACCUCACCCUCACCACUGCUGCUAAACCGAAAUAAUCCCCUACCACCUAUUACUACCAGCAACGUGGCAGAGCAUGUGAGCACUGCAGGAUCCCAGAAGCAUAAGAAAUCUCGAGGGAACUCAAGUCGAGCUCACAGUGUAACAAUACAAGAAGAUACCCACCAGCAGCCACAGGAGCGGCUUUUCUUACCUGAUCAUUUCUCCAGGCCUAACAGAACCAACACGUUCUCGCCAGAUCCACAGCACCACUGUUCUUGCACUGUUACUGAUCAUAGUAAUCGGUCUCGGACAAGCAGAGGAUCAACAGGUUCAGGUCUUCAGCUGCAUGGCUCUGUGAAAGCCCACAGUCGAAGUGGAUCGGUCACAAAAAGCAAACAAGGGUUCUAACGUGCCAUGAGGAAGUCUCUCUCCAUCUCCAGUCAUGAACCACCUCUCAUUCCCAGCAAUGUCAACAUUGUUUACAGAGAGUUUUCAAACACCCUUCCUUAGAAAUAGUUAUUUUUAUAUAAAUCUAAGAAGCAGCUGCCAAAGAUUAGAAGUGGUAUACUUAAACAUUCCAUUUUCUAACACUAGAAAAAGUUACACUCCAGGGAAGGGCAAAUAUACUCCAGCAGACAGUAAAACCCAACUCCUAGAAAAAUCUAGCAAAUGCUCUCAGUCAUUGCUGUUUUCCAAGUACUGGCUUGUGACUGGUUUACAUUGUUACAAGCAGGUACUGCAGAACCUGAUUUUUCCAUUAGCUGUACAGAAGAUUAAUCAGGCCUUCCACAUCAGUAGUCAUUUAAAUUUUUUAAACUGUAUUUGUAUGUUUUAAAGCAAUAUUAUACUAUGAAAAGCAAGCACAGCACGUGAUACUGCUUCUACAGCUCAAGACUAACUUAGGAAUCCUGUAGUAAUGGCAGCAGAUAGCACAGUUGCGUAAAACUAAGGUAGCAAACCAAAACCGAACUGACAGCUUCAAGGGUAGCACACCACUGGCUCUGCCUGUGUUACAUACUUGUACCUCUUCCUCGUGGCUAAAGAAGGUUUAAGAGGCAAAAAUGAGACUUCUACUCCAACUCAGUAGUUCCAGACAGCAUUCAAAGUACAUUGUCUUCCUGGUGAGGUAUGUUAUGGUCAUUUCACAGAGCAGGCCAGAAUCCCUUUCUAAAACUGCCUACAAUUAUACAAGACUUCUGCACUCUGCCGUGGAGCUCCACAACCCACAGAUGCCAUGUAGCUUUUAAUAGACGUUCUGCACUGCGUGACAGACCCACUGGAGGUAUUAGCUGUAGUUGCCCUUGUGGCUCCAGAUAAGACAAAAACAUGAAAUACAGGCUUCUCAAAAUAAGUGAUUAGUUGAAGGUCUUACUCCUAAACAGUAAGUUCCACACUACAAGUGUAAAAACAAGGUAAAGAUAACCACUUACCGUAUUUUAACAAAGUUAGGUCACUGCACAAAACCAGUUGUUCCUCCAUAAUCUAAUUAAGGAACACUCUUUUUCUACAUUUCCUUAUUAAUAUUUUUUCCAAAUUGCAAUUCAGAAUGGAAAAAACCUGUCAGUAUUCUUUAUGAAGCAGUUCCCGUACUUCCACAGUCUUUAAGUUAUUCAGUCCAUCAAAUGUCAGUGGUACCAGAACAGAAAAAAUAAUUUUUAAUCAAUAUUGAAGUUUUUCAGUCCAGUUGAUCUGAGUAUACUGUAAUCAAAAAGAAAGCAAAGCAGAACUGUGCAAAUAUGGCUGAGUUAACUUUCCUUUGCAUUUCUAGAAGGGGAAAAAAUAAGCUCUGGGCUCAACCUAAGUCUCUUUAAGUUUGCACAGAGAUAAAUGGAUGCUAAAGAGAGGCCUCUAUUCACUGAACUCUUUCAAAAUACUGUUUCUCUUCACAGUUAUGACUACUGGAACAUUAUACACUAUGUCAUUUAGUUACCUCAAGCUAACCGGAGAUAAGCAUCCCAUCUGUAUCAGUGCUAUUCCUCAGGGACCAAGUUAGUUUUCUGUAGCUCUAGUGUGUAAGAGUUACAAAAGUAGACAAACUUUGAAUAGACUUCUAGUAAUAUAAUGUAGUAUUUUAUAGCCUAGAGGAGUCAGUGUGUUAAAGUGAAAGCAGCCUCAUCAUAAGGUAAUUUUUGGUUUCUGUAUAAACAGUUGACACCAGAGACUUCUCCUGGGCUGUUGAUACCUAUUUCAUAUAGUAAAAGUUAUGUUCAAGUCAGAUGUUAUGCAACUUAAUGGUAACACUAUACUGUCUCCAAAUCAGGAUUUUUGAAAGCAGCCAAGUAAACAGGAACAGUUCCCACCUACCUCUAGCUUCCCCUAAGAAGCUCUGUUAGUUCCUGAAUGCUGUCAGUUGAGACCUUCAACUCAAAAGUAAGCGUUCACCUUGUGGCUCGUAAGCCUUUGAAAAAUCAAUCACAAUAUAAGGCCAGCCUCAUUCCUUUGAAUAGUGAAAACUAGUUCCCUUCAAAUUCAUGCCCCUGCACACUACAUCAAGUGGUUUAGAAACAGGUGAAGCAAAAACCUUCUAAGUAUUUGCGUAUCUUAAGGAAGUAGUUCACUUCUGAAAUAACAAGUGUUGACAAGUACAGUGAAGUAGCUCAUCACUACCGUCCCACAGCAGGCUUCACUGUCAUGGUAUUGAAGUAACACGCAAGAUAUUCCUAAGCUUCGAAACAUCAUGGGACAUCAUGAACCCUAGAAAUACACUGAAUAGACUCUGUGCUGUGGAUUGUUAACUGUUAACCUCACCUCAGCGUGUCAGAGAAUUUCUGCAUAGUCAUGUACAUGCUGCAGUCUCAUACUCUUCUUAAGGCAUCUAUCGCAGGCAGGCAAAGACCAAACACAAGUUGGCCCUUUCACCUAAUGUAGCGUGACCACCGCCGACACCACAGUUGACCAUAUAGCCAUAUUUUCAGCUGCUAUAGAAGUAUGUAGUAGUUACUUGACUUAAAUCAGUCAGAACAGUGCAUGUGAUGUUUGUUUUCAGCAGCUGCCUAGAAAAUGUAGAGACAGUAGUGGAAGCAACAUAGCACCAAAUUCUGCAAAAACUUUUUAUUUAUUAAAUCUGUCAUUUUCCAAAGUACCUUUAUAAAUCCGCUGGAAUAUCUGGAAAACAUCUGUUGAGCUGAACUGCAAAACCUUUAAAAACAGCAGAAGGUUUGUUACAAAAGAAGUGUGUGAAUAGCAAUAAGAUAGUAUUUCCAACUCAGAAACCACAGGAAUAUGGCACUGAAGACUCUCAAAGGUAUGGAAUUACGCUGUUUUACCCUCAGCUGUACCAAUAUCCGGUAGGUGUUUGGAAGGCAGGUGCUUCAACAAGUUCAAUAAACACACCACCAUCCCAAACAUCAUACUGCUUCCUUACUGUAACAAAACUUUUAGUCAAAGAAUCUGUUUGAUCUUAACUGAAGAGCACCAAAGUGAUUUUAAACAUCUUCAGGAUGGAUUCCGCAUCAUACCUCCCACUCACAGCAAGUUGAUGCACACGCAGUCCAAAACAGUAGCCCAGAAAAAAGCUCAAAUUCUCCCAAAUCCACGUUCUCAUACAAAACGACACCUGAUAUUUCAGCCUACACAGUUCUUUAUUUCUUUCUCUAUUUCUUUCCUUUCCUGGCUGCAGUCUUCUUUCCUCCUUUUUUAGCACUACUCCCAUAUUUUGCUUCCAGUUGGGCCAGAAAGUCAUCCAUUUCCUUUUCCCGAUCUUUAUUUCUCUUCUGGGGAAGGGGGAGAAAAAGAAACCAAAUUCAAAACUUUUACUACUGCCCAAGACAGCUGAUUCUAUUGAAGAUAAGAUAGCUACAUAAAAUCCUGGAAUAAUUAAACAGGGAAUACAAGCUACAGAAGGUAUAAUACUGUAAAGGAAAAGCCCGCUUGUAUGGUCUAGGCCAGGGGUCCUCAAACUUUUUAAACGGGGGGCCGGCGCACGGAUGAAGUGGCAGGCAGUCAUCUGCAGCUGCUUGGUUUCCCCCCCGCAACCCCUGGCCUGGGGGUGUGUGUGUGUUCUGUAAAUACCGGGGGGCGGAUUGAGGACCCUGGGGGGCUGCAUCCAGCCCGCAGGCCGUAGUUUGAGGACCCCUGGUCUAGGCUCUAUGCCUAACUUCCUGAAGUAUCAAGACAGAGGUAAAGGGUGACUGUAAAAAUUCAUGACAGAAAGCUAGGAAAAGCCAAUCCACUUCUAGUUUAGACCCAAAACUCUACUACAAUUGGAGAAAUUAUUAAGCAUGAACAUUCUAGGGAGCUCACUGGAUGACAAGAAAGAAGAAACAGAAAACGUUCCAGAACACGGAAUGUAAACCGUGUGUUUCUUUCCUCAGUCCCCAAGAUGCAAAAGUGAAGUAGCAAGUUCUAUUGACUUCUACAUCCUCCGGGAAUCCCUCAGAAAAAAAUCAUUAACACUUCCUAACUCCCUAAAACUAGAAUUUAAGUAUUUUGACUGUGUAUGCAAUAAGGAUAUUAAAGUAACUUUGUUAAUUUUUAAAAAGAUGCAGGAAAUAAAAUCCAUACCAUGCUCUGACUUAAUUAAAGUACAUAGCUAGUUAACAUUAAGGUCAGGUUUUAACCUCAGGAACUCAGAAGAAUUGCAAGGAUGCAGAAUACAAAGAUGCUCAGGGAAAACACAAUUAUAAGCUGGUAACUUAUCUUCAACAGAUACAAAAAGCCUUACUUGAAUCAGCGCUUUCAAGUCAUCUUCUCCACCAAGGCCCAGUUCAUCUUUAGUCUUCUCUGCCUCUCUAGCUUCUUUUUCUGCCUGAAAUAGCAAACUAGUUUUUUAAAAAGCAUUUCGGACAGUAUUUGACAAAGCCUUACAGUAGUUACCAAUAACUUUUUUUUGCAUCUGAAUACAAAUUGAUGCAGGAGAACAUGAAUGGUUUCCAAGUUUGGCCACAGAUGAGAAAUUGUCAAAGAAAGCCCAUUCCGGCUCCACAGUUUAGUAGAUCAGGUUAGUUUUUUUGCAGUUUCACAAUGCUGAACGUGAUGUCUGUCCCCAUCCCUGUGACCCCCACCCACACUUAUUUUGUCUUAGUAGCUAUUACAUUUUCUUUAAGUCAGAGAAAGGUUACUGUGAUGUGCAUAUAACAUACUCUACAAAGUGCCCAAAAAAAACCCGGGUUGGAGAAGAGGUCCAUUUAGUCCAGCAUGUUAUUUCACACUUGCCAGAAGGCAAGCAUAAUAUAUUUCUACCAUGUAUCCUUCUUCAAUACAGCAACUCAUAGCUUUGUAAAUAAACGCAGCGCCAUGCAGAACUAUUAAGCCAUUGUGUAUAAUAAUGAAAUGAAAGAAUAAUAAGCAACAGCCUAUUACAACUCUUUUUAAAAGCCUUUCACAACAAUUGCAGGGGGGCGGGGGGGGGGAAGGGGAGAACACAGGUGAUAAAUGUGAAAGUCAAGGAUUCUGAGAGCAAGAUCUGUAACCCAGCAAUCCUGUGGCAAACAUUUGUCUCGAGAACAGCUGUGUUUGUUUCUACCAAGGAAGAUUAAAGGCUUAUCACAAA
Messenger RNA from Falco peregrinus (peregrine falcon), 6966 nucleotides. RefSeq names its product family with sequence similarity 149 member B1 (gene FAM149B1). Gene Ontology annotation, biological process: protein localization to cilium; cilium assembly. The coding region runs from base 63 to 1883 and encodes 606 amino acids. The record is from RefSeq and is a predicted model, not a curated record. The transcript has 15 exons. Lineage: Eukaryota; Metazoa; Chordata; Aves; Falconiformes; Falconidae.